CACGCGCCAACAUUUGGCAGCGCACACCACGCAUGAUGGCAGCAGAGGUCAUGCACGAAAGCGGCACAGCUGACCGGAUGACAUCGUGAUGGAGUAACCCACUCCGGGCAGGUGGAGGAGCCGGCUACCGGUUGAUGGAAGAGAGGAUUCAUGAUGUCUAGUCCUGUUCCUGAAACCGAGUCACGUUCGGUUGGUGUAUUUGGGAGCCCUGUUGCCCAUGGCAACCUCUUUCUGUUAUUAGGACAAAACAUUGCAAGUCUCAUCCACAAGCCCCGUUGAAUGCACGAUGGGCAGGUGAAAACUGAAAGGCCAGGAGUUGGCCAUUUCAUCCACAUUGAAUCCACUAAGGGAUACAAAACCACUCACCUUAAGUGUAUUAUCAAAAUGCCAAAUUUAGCCAAAUAAAAAUGCCUCUAAAUAUCCGAGCCAAGCCGGCCCAGAACAAGCUGUCUGCCGCCUCAAAGAGCAGCGGUCACGCAGAUGGCGCUGCAUCUCAUUCACGCUUUUCAAGGUCUGCCAAACAGACCAAAGGCAAACAGGCCAAGACCAGUUCAACACCAGGCUGCCGCUCCGGAUUAGAACCUGGUUCGGUGUCCACCCCCGUUUCAAAAGUACCUGGAGGUCAAGGAUCUAUAUCAAGACUCGGCCCAAAGAAACCUAGCAUCGUAACCCAUGCAAAGGUGACCUGUGGCUCAGCUACAGCCCCAGGGGGUAAAACUCUGUCAAUGGAAAACAUCCAGUCUUUAAAUGCGGCUUAUGGCACGUCAGGCAUGUACCCCUGCGAGCGGGAUGCUUUGGAACCUUCUGGAAGUUACCUACCCAAAGGCACCAUGACACUCGGGAGGAACACCAGCCGCUUCUUGAACGGUGGCCGUGGUGCGGGUGUGAGCAGCAACUCCACUAAUAACUCCCCUGAUCCAAAUCACUUGUCCAACCACGACAAAGACCAAAACUUUGGCCCUGCAGGGAAUCCUGGUCUUCAACGGCAGUCUGGGAGACGUCCACAUGUGUUGGAUACGAGUGGUCAUGAAAUACCUCCUGCAUCUGAUCUCCAGACUCAACUCAGGGAGCUUCAGAGGGAAAAUGACAACCUAAAAAGAGAAUUAGAUGGAAGAACAGGCCACAGUUUUAACAAUGUCAACUUUUGGAGUCCGGAUGUCAAGAGAGACAAAAGCAUCAGGCGGGAAGAUGGACCGAGGACCUCAGCCCCUAUGGACUAUUCACGGGCAGACCAAGAUAAUAUUCAGCAUCCAUUGACAGUUCAGGAGCUCCAGGAGGAGCUGAGGGCCCACAGGGAGAUCAACAGUCGCCUCCAGCAACGACAUCAGCAAGGGACCUCCGCUUCCUGUCGUGACAUCCGCAUGGAGCAAGACCACAGAGGUGGGCUCAGCCCUGGUCACACUCCGCGAGAAAGUCCCAGCCACCUCCACAGUCCUGGGCCAAAGAGUAGCCCGAGAGCCAGUCCAUCCAACACAUACAAUCCAAGGCAGCAGGAAGUUGACAUCAUCAUUCACAGCUCAGGGUAUGGCGGUGCCAGUCCGAUAGCCGCACAGAGAGUCAGCCCGGCCGGCACCGUUCAUCCUGGGCUGAAGCUCAGCCCGAAUCAAGCGGCGGUUCCCAGCCCCACUCUGGUCCGGCGCUGCAGCCCAUGUCAGGUGCCAGGCUGCGACGGCUUCUCUUCGCCACCUCCGGAGCCGUCGCACGAGAAUUUUGGCCACUUGCAGUCGGAGCACGAGCGUCAGGCCAAGGAGCUGUUCCUGCUGCGGAAAACCAUGGAAGAGAUGGAGAUGAGAAUUGACUCUCAAAAGCAGACGCUAGGUGCCAGAGACGAGAGCAUCCAGAAGCUUCUGGAGAUGCUUCAGGGUCAAGGUCAAGUUCACGCAGCGUGUGGCCGGGGGCAGAGAACGGGCAUCUUGGCGAUGGCUGCACAGGAGGCUGAAGCUCAACUUCAAAACAUGCACGUAAGAGAGAUAGAGCAGCUGAAGCAGGAGCUGAACAGGAAGGAGUCGGACAUGCAGGCCCUGCAGACCAAACUGGAAACGCUAACCAAUCAGAACUCGGACUGCAAGCAACACAUCGAGGUGCUUAAGGAGUCCCUCAAAGCCAAAGAGCAACGUGCCAAUACGCUACAGACUGAGGUAGAUGCUCUCCGGGUGCGUUUGGAAGAAAAAGAGCAGUUCCUGACAAAGAAGAACAAGCAGCUUCAGGACCUAACAGAUGAAAAAAGCACUGUAACGGGAGAAAUCAGAGACAUGAAGGAUAUGUUGGACGUCAAGGAGAGAAAAGUCAAUGUCCUUCAGAAAAAGCUUGAGAACCUGUUGGAGCAGUUAAAGGACAAAGACAAACAGUUGUCCGGGUUAAAGGAUCGAGUCCAAGGCCUUCAAACCGAUUCUAGCAACACGGACACGGCCCUUGCCACGCUGGAGGAGGCCCUGUCUGAGAAGGAGCGAGUCAUUGAGAGCCUGCGGGAACAGAAGGAGCGGGCGGACAGGGUUCAACUGGAGGAGUUGGAGCGACUGAGGAAGGACAACCAGGAAUUGAAGGACAAGCUCUUAGUGCUCCAACCUCAGAAACUGUCACCCGGCCAGCCCUCGUUCCCGAGCCCAAACCAAGGCCGGAGGCCCGACGGAGAGAUGGCAGCUCUAAUAGACGCAGUUCCAGCUGUAAGUUCCAUGGCCCCAAACCCAGAGGACACAUUGCGCAAGUGCCCGGACAUCACGGAUCGCCUAAGGCUUCUCGAGCAGGAAGUGGCUCGCUACAGGGAGGAAUCUGGAAAGUCGCAAGCAGAGGUCGCCAGGUUGAUGGCGGCGCUGAAGGACGCUGAGGUGGACAGAUCUGGCCGAGAGAAGAAAAUAAAUGAUCUUGAAAGGCAAAUCAAGUCCCCUCUCAUUCAAAAACAGACAGUGCCUGGCGAAGUAAGGAGGGAUGCGCAACUUGAUGGACAUCCACACUCUUUGUCGCAGCUGGAAGAGCUGAUGGGAGCCCUGGAGAAGACACGACAGGAACUGGACACAACAAAGUUGCAUCUGUCCUCCACCCAGCAGACCUUACGUGAGCGAGACGGACAUCUCAACAGCCUGCGGCAUGAAAGACGAAAGCAGCUGGAAGAAAUUCUGGAAAUGAAGCAGCAAGCUUUACUGGCAGCUAUCAGUGAGAAAGAUGCUAACAUAGCCCUUCUGGAGUUGUCUCCCUUGAAGCGGAGAAAAGCCCAAGAGGAGGUGAUGGCCCUAAAGCGGGAGAAGGACUGCCUCAUGCAUCAACUCAAACAGCAGACUCAGAGCAGAAUGAAGAUGAUGGCGGAUAACUAUGAAGAGGAACGCGUCCAACCUCAACAUCAUCCUCAUCAUUCUGUCCACUUGCAGCAUUCGGCAAAUGUACAUCACAGAAGCCACCCGAGAGGACCCCCGCAUCCCAACCACAGAUCCCCGAUGGACCAGGAGGAUGAAGAGGGCAUUUGGGCAUGAUUUGGCGCCAUCGUUGGAAGAUUGCAAAUAAACUGCUUGGACAAUCGGCUACCAAGAGGUCCAGCGAUGCAUUCAGAUGACCACGACAUUACCACCAGAUGUGACAUGGACCUAUAACUUCUGAUAAGCUCAGAAUGUCGUCUUCUUCUUUGCUGACAUAUGCCAUGACCUUAAUGUAGGGGAGGGGGAGUGGUCAGCAAUGUUGGGCUCUUGCUUGAAUGUGCCCCCUGCCUUUGUAUCCCCUGUUUGCUAGGUGUGGAGGAUUGCGGGCAGGCUGAAAUAUUUUCUUUUGGGUUCUGGCUUUCAGACAAUUGAGGCACUUUUCAUAUGAAUGUAGCCAAACCAGUAGAAUUACCUAUCAACUUUUGGUGCAGCGAUAUUGUGUAAUCUUCUGCCACUGCACUGAUUGUUUUGACUUUUCACAACAUGGACCUCACCCUCAGAUCCACCAAGACCUUCUCUACUAUGUAUGGUGCCAAUGGAGACAGACACAUUGUUCUGAUAUGAAACCGGAUCAGAAUCUUACAUGUUCUAAAGUGGAACUGCAAACUGAACCGAGUUUAAUGGACUUUCUCCUGUUUGCUUUGUGGGAGAGGCUGAAAUUCUCCCAAAUCAGUUUGAAUGACACUUGAAUCGGAAAGGAUAAAAUUACAAUUACCGUAUUUUUCGGACCAUAAGGCGCACUUAAAAACUUUUCAUUUUCUCCAAACUCGACAAAGUUUAAUUAGAUUUUUUUUAAUAGACUCAUUAAUUAAUACAGUGUGCCUAAUGGUCCGUAAAAAAAUGGAAUGCAUAAACAGGAAUAAUAUCUCUGUUGAGCCUGCUGUGCAUUUGUUUGAUGAAACACUAUCAUGUAUUCUUGUUGGUUUUUUUACAUUCGUUUAAUCUCUUAGUGCCACUACUUUUGUUUUUGAAAAGUGACAUUUCUUUUUGUUUGUAUAUUUAUUUUGUGUAGUGCAUGAUAUUCACCAGGAAGCAACUUGUAAGGUGAACAAUUGGAUCAUAAAACCUUCAAAACAAAAUAUAUUAAGUGUGAAUCUUUCCACUCUCACCUUUUGAUUUUUCUUAAACACAAUUCCAAAGAUGAAGUAAACAAUACAUUCGAGAGAGAAAAAAAAAAAGAAAAUUGAUACUUGCACAACUGGCUAUUUAUAACUGUAAAAGAGAAAACAAGGACUUUGGGUUUCUUGAAUUCAUGACAAUAUCAGCACAGAGCACAUUGUUUUUUAUCCAAUUCUAAAAUUAUUUGUUUGCUACAGUGGAACAAUGUAUACCGUUUUUUUUUUUUUUUAAUACUCCUUACGCUGUGGGUGGCGUUAGAUCUGCUUUCAGCAUGACUCUGAAUGUUUGUUUGAGGACGCUCACAGUAUUCACCCUUGACUUGUCCCACAGUGUUUUGCAGUGGUCAGCGUGUUUCCUGUUGUUUUAAUAAACUUUGCUUUCGCAGGAACAACAAGGUGUCUUUUAUGCGAAAUCAUGUCAAUAACAUUGACAUUGGCGGUAUUUGCUGGCCAAAGGGAGCCCAGUAAUGGCUAUUUUCACAAGAUUACAAUUUCACCACCGCUAAUAGCACUUUCAACAAUAGACUUGAAGUUUUUCCCAGUUUUCAUGGUCUACCAAUUCUUUCCCGCUCUCAUAAACUGAUGUUGCCUGGCUUUUCUCCCUGAGAGA
Syngnathus typhle (broad-nosed pipefish) is the source of this 5135-nucleotide messenger RNA. Its product is annotated as ERC protein 2-like. Gene Ontology annotation, cellular component: cytoskeleton of presynaptic active zone. Gene Ontology annotation, molecular function: structural constituent of presynaptic active zone. NCBI's taxonomy places the organism in Eukaryota, Metazoa, Chordata, Actinopteri, Syngnathiformes, Syngnathidae. The coding region runs from base 408 to 3464 and encodes 1018 amino acids. The record is from RefSeq and is a predicted model, not a curated record. The transcript has 15 exons. Gene Ontology annotation, biological process: maintenance of presynaptic active zone structure; neuromuscular synaptic transmission; regulation of synaptic plasticity.